AUUGGUUGUCAUUGUGAACAUGGGUUGUAUUUUCAUUUUGAUUUCAGGAUCUUCAAAAGGGAAUUGAUCUUGGUUUAGUAUCUCCAGAGGUUUUGCAGAACUUCUUUGAUCUAGAGCAGUAUCCUCUGAUUUCAGAACUCACUCACCGUUUCGGGGGUUUCAGGGAAAGAUUGUUGGCAGAUCCCAAAUUCUUGCACAGAUUAGCCAUAGAAGAAGCCAUAUCAAUAACAACUACAUUGUUGGCGCAAUAUGAAAAGCGGAAAGAUAAUUUUUUCCAAGAGCUUGACUACGUUAUUACAGACACUAUCAGAGGAUCAGUAGUUGAUUUUUUUACAGUGUGGCUCCCUGCACCAACUUUGUCAUUCCUUUCAUAUGCUGAUGAGAUGAAAGCCCCUGACAACAUUGGUUCUCUAAUGGGACUUCUAGGUUCCAUCCCGGACAAUGCAUUUCAAAAGAAUCUUGCAGGAACAAACUGGAAUCUCAAUCAUAGAAUUGCAUCAGUUGUAUUUGGUGGGCUAAAACUUGCUAGUGUUGGAUUUAUUUCAAGCAUUGGAGCCGUGGCUUCAUCAAAUUCUCUAUAUGGAAUCCGUAAAUUCCUUAAUCCAGCCAUUGUCACUGAGCAACGGGUUAUAAGGUCACCAAUACUGAAAACAGCUGUCAUAUAUGCUUGCUUUCUUGGAAUUUCUGCAAAUCUCCGUUAUCAGAUAAUUGCUGGGAUAGUGGAGCAUCGGAUUUCUGAACAGUUUGCUUCCCAGACAUUCUUUGUAAAUAUGCUUUCUUUUGUAGCACGGACUGUCAAUUCCUAUUGGGGAACCCAGCAAUGGAUUGACCUAGCGCGCUUUACUGGCCUGCAAGUUAGAAAGACAGAGUCGCCAACAUCAGAUUCUCCGAAUAGUGCUGCAAUUUUAUGCAACGAAGCAGAAGAAGCCACCAUUGAUGAGAUAGAAAAAUAAAAGUGGUGACUAUACGUUGCGACAUUUUUUUCGUGGUAAUUUGUAUUAUUCUUGAAAAGCUGGUAAUACAGGCACAGAGGAAUAGGUUAUUGUUUUCAUCAUAAUCUCUUUCUGUCUCUUGCUGA
Messenger RNA from Vigna umbellata (rice bean), 1078 nucleotides. The record is from RefSeq and is a predicted model, not a curated record. Lineage: Eukaryota; Viridiplantae; Streptophyta; Magnoliopsida; Fabales; Fabaceae.